Molecule: messenger RNA, 886 nt
Organism: Salvia splendens (bonfire salvia)
Lineage: Eukaryota; Viridiplantae; Streptophyta; Magnoliopsida; Lamiales; Lamiaceae
Product: stromal cell-derived factor 2-like protein
Exons: 3
Coding region: 290-694 (134 amino acids)
Source: RefSeq, a predicted model, not a curated record
UCAGCCCACAUUGUGCAGUUGCUCGAUCGACGAAUUACAAAUUCAAUCGAAAAAAUAGCCGGAGCUCCGGCACCGCAUAGAAGCUUUAACCGUGGCUCCCCCCGCUUCUCCGCAGCACCAACACAGUAACCUCACCCGCAGGAAGUCCGCCCCGGCGUCCGCCUUCUCCGCCGCAUCUUCGUCGGGUUCGACACGAAUAGUCUAUCGGGAGUCCGUUGGCCGAUCCUCCGAUCCGGAUCUGAGCCUGCCAUUUUGGCAGAAGACUUGGUUCAUCGUACUGUUGCUAGUGAUGGCCGUCUCCUUUUUCGGUCUCGCGAUAUUCCUGCUUCUGACGCUCGACUCCGAUUAUGGUUCAACACCGGUUUCCGCCGCCUCCGAGGGCGUUCAGAUAUCAUAUGGUUCAGUCAUCAAGCUGAUGCAUGAGAAGACAAAAUUCAGACUGCACUCUCAUGAUGUUCCUUACGGCUCAGGCAGUGGGCAGCAGUCUGUUACUGGUUUUCCUAAUGUUGAUGAUGCCAAUAGCUACUGGAUUGUCAGGCCAGUACAAGAUUCAUCUUCAAAGCAAGGAGACUCAAUCAAAACUGGAAGUCUUAUUAGGUUGCAACAUAUGAAAACUAGGAAGUGGCUGCACAGCCACUUGCAUGCCUCACCAAUAUCAGGGAAUAUGGAGGUUAGUGUUCAUGAGUUUGCUUAGCGACCUUCUCCCUACAUCAAAUAUUUGAAUUAUCUAUCCUUGGGUCUGCUUAUCUGGCUCUUCAACUGAGAGUAUUAUUUCUUUUACUAUUCUAUUUCGUUGUGCUGAACUCCACCAUUCUGGUAUUAUAAUGUGACCUUCACUGUUACUCAAAAAUGUUUUUGGCUAUAAAUUCCUGUAACCUGAUUGUUA